GGUAGUGCCACUCUUCGAGAAAGCUGCAUUCCUCUAGCUCCCUCCUGCUUCCUGAUAAAAUGGCGGCUAUCCGCUUCACUUGGCAGCAUUUUGCGGUGAUGGGGGUGUUUUCAACUCUGACCUCGUACUAUGGGUACAGCUUCGGGAGGGAGAUAGCACGCAGGGAGCUAGAAGGUAAGAUCAAAGAGCUUAGAGAACAGGUCAAGGCUUUACAGAAGCCCCCCGGAGCGCCAGGCGCUGGAAGGAUUGUGACCCAGCAGUUGCCUCUGCUGAUGGUGGACGGAUCAGGCCAGCGGUACUAG
Klebsormidium nitens is the source of this 302-nucleotide messenger RNA. The record is from the annotation of a GenBank genome assembly. NCBI's taxonomy places the organism in Eukaryota, Viridiplantae, Streptophyta, Klebsormidiophyceae, Klebsormidiales, Klebsormidiaceae.